This is a messenger RNA of Nerophis lumbriciformis (worm pipefish), 2800 nucleotides long. It is a transcript of the gene dhrs11a, whose product is annotated as dehydrogenase/reductase 11a. Lineage: Eukaryota; Metazoa; Chordata; Actinopteri; Syngnathiformes; Syngnathidae. The record is from RefSeq and is a predicted model, not a curated record.
GACGUCAACCAGACAUCAACAGCACUAUGAGCACAAGGAGAUGUGAAAAAGCAAGUGGGCGGCGUCGUGAAACACUCAUUUAACACCGCCAGGACUCGUGUCAUCCAGACGGGCGCGUGGAUCUGCUUUACGCACCAUCGGAUGCUGCGCACUAAACAUCGAAGCGUCCUGCACAUCGAGGACAGUGUGAAUCGUUACUGUCACCGGUUCACGCCUACCGGAACCAAGCCGACCGAAGUUGAAGAAUCGACGGCUUAAGUGUACUUAAGUGCGCCGGCGAGGACUCUGCGUUGCUGGCGAUGGAGCGGUGGAAAGGCAGAGUGGCCCUGGUGACCGGAGCCUCGGUGGGCAUUGGAGCGGCUGUGGCCCGGGCGCUGGUCCAACAAGGCAUGCGGGUGGUCGGCUGCGCCAGGAAUGUCGACAAAAUAGAGAAGCUGGCUGCAGAAUGUCAGAGCGCAGGUUACAGCGGCACAUUGAUUCCUUACAAGUGUGACCUGUCCAACGAGGAGGAGAUCCUCUCCAUGUUCUCGGCCAUCAAGACACUCCUCAAGGGUGUGGACGUGUGCAUCAACAACGCAGGACUAGCCCAUAACGAACCCCUGCUCAGCGGGAAAACAGCAGGCUGGAGGAAUAUGAUCGAUGUGAAUGUUCUAGCCUUGUCUAUCUGCACCCGGGAGGCUUACAAAUCGAUGAAGGAGAGAAAUGUGGAUGACGGGCACAUCAUCAAUAUUAACAGUAUGGGUGGACACCGAAUGGUGCCAAGUGCUGAUGAGCAUUUCUACUGUGCCACAAAAUAUGCAGUGACCGCACUGACUGAGGGAAUACGGCAAGAACUACGGGAAGCAAACACCCACAUCAGAGCCACUUGUAUAUCACCCGGGAUUGUUGAGACUGAAUUUGCCUUCCGUCACCACAACUACGACCCAGAGAAAGCAGCAGCAGUGUACGAGAGCAUGAAAUGCUUGAAAGCAGAUGACAUCGCCAGCGCAGUCACAUUUGUCCUCAGUGCCCCUCCUCAUGUCCAGAUUGGAGAUGUUCAGAUGAGGCCGGUUGAGCAGGUGUCCUAGCAGUGCAAGGAGGAAAGCUGCAGGAGGAGCCCGCCUAUGUCAGCAGCCACGAAGACUCGUUAGCGACCUCUGCUGGGCGCGGGAGGGAAGGGGCGGGGUUAAUACAUCUGCAUGCGGGAGGGGAGGCGAGGAGGACCGUUGCUCAAAUGGAGGUGAGGAAAUGAAAGUGGUGGACUUUGUAGACCACAGUGAAAAUACUACUGAACGCCAGUUUGUUCAUCUCAGUCGCACACUGAGCUGACUCCCAACGUUUGGCAGGAGCGUUAAAUCAGAUGGUGCUGUCAUCUUUAUGACCUUGACUUCAGAGGGAAGCUAUUGACUGCACAGUUUCUUUAUUUUUUUCAUAGGUCAUAUGGCGUAUCUCGUUUCCACUUUAAAGGAUUUCUUGUUUAUAAUAACUCGUUAUCAUUUUACCUGCUCUCAUAAACAAUAAUACCAUGGGUGUCCAAAUUUUUCCCCACCGAGGGCCACUACAGAAAAUUUAAGUAUUUAGGAAGAUGCUUUGAUACAUUUUGUACAUUAAAGAUCAGAAUCAGAAAUACUUUAUUAGAUGCUAAAAUGAUCCAAUGUAGGUCAAUAUAUGCUAAGAUAUCUGAACAAAACAUCCUAGCUUUGUUAUAUAGGUAAAAAGGCAAAUGAGUGUAAUAUCUAAAAAAUAUCAGUAAUGAUAAUUGAGUUUUACCUACAGCCAUCCCUCGUUUAUAGCUGUAAAUUGGCCGCGACAAACUGAAUGUAUGGGAAGCAUUAAUUAUAAAUGAAAUAUUUUCAUAGCUAGUGCAUAAAAAACUAAAUGUUUCUCAACAUUAUGGGAAAGUAGGAAAUGGAUGGAGAGCCCUCUAGAUGUAAAAAAUAACACCCUUUAGUCACCUUUACACUCCUUUAAUGCAAUAUGGUAAUGCUGGCUGAGGCUGAGCCAAUCAGUGGCCACUAUACUGAACAGCGCGCUCUGAUUGGUUUGAUAUUCUCUUGUGGCCAAUUCUACUGUAGUAUUGAUAUUUGUAGUUGAUUCAGCCAUGUUUAUGCUUGAAAAGGCUUAAUGCAGGACAAACAAUUGUAGAAUGGUCUUAAAUUAUCCCCCAAAAAUCUGCGAUGUGGUGAAGCUGCAAUAUUUUUUUAUGAGGGACAAAAGAACAAUUUAAAAAAUACACAAAUGCCCCCGUGGCCUCAAUUUGGACACCCCUACCAUAGACGUUGUUUUUUUCCACUUCGUAUAACUACUUAACAUUUUCCAAGGCUUGCCGCCUUUACUUACAAUACAAAUAUACUCGCUUGACUUUGAAUUGAAAUCCACUUUUAAUCCCAUGUGAGCAGCCGGCAAAAAAUGAAAUACAAUACUAACAACUGUAUUUUUUGCGCAUGUGAAAUUUCUAUCCUCCAAAUUUUUGGGUCGUGUAAUUUCAAUCCAGCACUUUGAAUUCAUUAAAUUCCCAGUGGUUACUUGAAGGCAAGACAAAUAUUUAAUCUAUGUAUUUAAUGAAAGAGCAAAAUAACGAAUACGUCACAUCUAUUGCCUGCCUAUAUGUAAAGUAGAGCGUGUGGAUGUAGGACUUAACAAGCGUUGUACUUUGCACAGUAUAAAGUAAACCUGUCACAUGUGGAAUAGGUUUUAUUACACUUUACAUCACACAAAACGCGAGCAGCAUGACCUGUGUGUUCCUGACGUUAUCGUUUUAAUCAACAAGGCCCUGUUGCAUUAUUGUAUUUGACCUAAUAAAGAAGUCACAUACACUGAA